Molecule: messenger RNA, 5427 nt
Organism: Varanus komodoensis (Komodo dragon)
Lineage: Eukaryota; Metazoa; Chordata; Lepidosauria; Squamata; Varanidae
Gene: TIMP3
Product: TIMP metallopeptidase inhibitor 3
Exons: 5
Coding region: 327-965 (212 amino acids)
Biological process (GO): negative regulation of membrane protein ectodomain proteolysis; negative regulation of endopeptidase activity
Cellular component (GO): extracellular matrix
Molecular function (GO): metalloendopeptidase inhibitor activity; protease binding
Source: RefSeq, a predicted model, not a curated record
GCGAUCGAGGCUAUAACUUCCCGCGGCAGCAAGAGCAGAGCAGCGGGAGAGGGCAAGUUGCGCAGCGCAGAGCCGAGUCUUGCUUUUUUCCUGAAGGCAGCAAAAGGGCGACGAAGAAGCCGAGCAGACCGCACACUGCACGAAAGUCCUGCCAAAUCCAGCGCGCUUUCGCCGAGAAGUCGAAGGGAGCGCGAGGACGCGGGAGAGGCUGCAGCAAAACUCGCCACGCUUCUUGAGAGAGCCUCUUCCUCUUCCACCACCACUCCCCUUUCCGCUUCUCGGCGUGAGUGGAGAGAGCGCCAAAACGGGGCAGUAGCAUCCGCAGCAUGUCGGGGUGGGUGCUGAGCCUUUUUGCGCUGCUCUGCAGCUGGAGCCUGAGCGACUUGCUGGUGGAAGCGUGUACCUGCGUCCCCGUUCACCCUCAGGAUGCGUUUUGCAACUCUGACAUUGUUAUCCGAGCCAAGGUAGUGGGGAAGAAGCUAAUGAAAGAUGGACCUUUUGGAACAAUGCGAUAUACCGUCAAACAGAUGAAGAUGUACAGGGGAUUUGACAAGAUGCCACAUGUUCAGUAUAUCUACACAGAAGCCUCUGAAAGUCUUUGUGGGGUCAAGCUUGAGGUCAACAAGUACCAGUAUAUGAUUACAGGUCGAGUUUAUGAUGGAAAGGUUUAUACUGGAUUGUGUAACUUGAAUGAGAAAUGGGAUAGACUGACUCUUUCCCAGCGCAAAGGACUGAACCAUCGUUACCACCUAGGCUGUGGCUGCAAGAUUAAACCCUGCUACUACCUGCCCUGCUUUGUGACCUCCAAGAACGAGUGCCUCUGGACAGACAUGCUCUCCAACUUUGGCCAGCCUGGGUACCAGUCAAAGCACUAUGCCUGCAUUAAACAGAAGGAGGGCUACUGUAGCUGGUACAGAGGAUGGGCACCACCUGACAAAACCAUCAUCAAUGCCACAGACCCCUGAACACCCAACCCUCUUUCUUUCUUGUUCUUUCUCUCCUUUGUGGCUGAGCAUUCUUUGGACACUAACUCAUAUCCGAUCAUGAUGGCAACCAUGAUAUUAGUGCCUGUUUCAUGCAAAUUUUAGCACUUCGAACAUUUGUGUGUGUUUUUUAAAUCUAUGCUGUCUUAACUGAUUUUUUUGUUUCAAAUCACUUGUUUUUUAAAAAUUUCUCUCACCCAUUUUGGUCAAAAGGAUAUUUAUCUGGGAACUUCUAUUUGCACACCAGAUAAAUAAGAGAGCAUUUGCUCUAUAUAUCACUAUAUAUAGCAAUAUAAUCUAUAUUUUUGUAGGAAAAUAAAAAUCUCAAAAAUUUCCCAGUUGAGCAUUGUAUUGCAAUUCUAGCCUGUCCUCUUCACCCCCUCCCCUUUGCUGCUGCUUCUCUCAUAUAUUCACUGCUCAGCCUACAUAGACAAAACUUUAAAAAAAAUGCAACCAGUUAAGAUUAACAAUAUGAGCAAAUUUAAGCCGUGCACCGGAUGGAUGAAGAGAAAGUUACAGAGUUUGUAAGAGAUGGAGCACUGGAGUAAUCCAGCUGUCAUGUGAAUUAAAAGGUCCACGUCAAAAUGCCAGUCAGGUUCCAACUGCGAAAGUACAAGCUCCAUGGCAAUUCUGAGUUUGCACAAAGGAUAAAUAACAGCUUUUAAAAAUCAACACCAAUUAAUGCAGCUAAUCUCUUUUCUAAGUGCAAAUGCAGAGCAAACCUGUAUAGAAUUAAAACAAUGCCAGACUUUUGGUAGUUUUAAUGUGGCUUUAAAGCUGCCUUUGCAACCUUUAUAUUAACCCAUCCCUGCACCCAAUAGAUAAAAAGUUUCAAUACAAAUUAAAGAAAUAAACUCACACAGCAGUAUUUGGAGAUGGGGACAAAUAGAGGACUGGCGGAAGGGGACAAAAAAAUUUAAUUAGGGUUAUUGACAUAAGAAACCAGCUGCCACAACACUGUUUUGCUGAAUGAAAAUGUAUAUAGAUGUAAUAAGCUAUUUUUGUCAGGACAUGGGAUUGUUUCAUGCUAUAAGCAAGGAAAAGUUUGAUUCUUUUGUUUCACAGGAGAGAUCAUCACAUUCCAAGUCACUGGUUACUAUUUUAUUUUUGUUUAAUUGUAAAAAUGUUGGAAUUCCAGUGGUUUCUAUAGUAGUGUUAAUCGUGUGUGUUUAUUCCCCUCCCUGUGGGCUCCCCUUUUCUCCUUGCACCACAAAAUUCAGAGACUGAAAGGUCACUGUAUUUCUAUCACAUGAUAAAAUGGUCCUGUGAAAAUGCCCCGGUAUGGUAAGAUUUCAGUUUAAAUCCUCUGUCACUUCUGAGCACUUUUUACAGUGUGCUAGGCUGUGUUUUCAUAACACAAAAUCCUGUCACUAUUAAGGGGGCAGGGAGAGAAUUCCUCCUUGGUAAUGUUUUCCUCUUUGGACAGGUUCUCUUAUCAGUAUGUGCAGUGAAAACAGAAGUAGCUAGCAGAUAGACAGGAUGGGCAGAGAAUAAAUAAAACCACACUUCCCCUACCACAGACAUCCUUCCUAAAGCUCUAAAUCUUAGCUAUCUAAAAGAACAUUUUAGGGGGAGAUUGUGAUUGAUUCCCUUGUGGGCUGUGGUUAAAGCAGGCAAGGUCCAUGUGCUCCCUACGCCUUCUGGCUAAAAGGACGAUGAAGCUAGCUCUCCCACCUUCUCUGUAGACUUGAUGAUUUGUUUGUUUUUAUUAUGAAAAGUAUAAUAUAAAAGUCUUGUAAUAAAAGUAUUUUACAUUUGAGUGUUGUGAAGUGAGCAGAGUCACUGAAGGGAUUUCAUUGAGGCUGUGGAGCGGGAUGGGAAAUUGACACUUAACACGCGUUUUGUUCUUAUUUGUAAUUGUGAUUUGUCUUACAUUGUUAUCUCUCUUCAGUUCAUUCCUUGUAGGAAAUGGAGCUGCCAUAAUUUGGAAAUUGCCCUGUGAUAAACGUAAGCCUAAGCAUCGCUGCCUUAACUGUUGAAUGAAUAGCUCUUGCCGGUCCAGGGAGCUGAAGGUGUGGCCUGAAGCUCCCACACUUGGAAGAUAGUAGAGGUGGGGUUCAAGGCCACAGUCCUGGGCUGUGGGGAGGGAGAGAAUCUCUGAACAUAGACAUUCAGCCCAUUUUGGAGAAGAAGAGUGCUAAGCUAGCACUCUUUUUGGCUGACUUCUUGGGUCUUACAUAGGCAGUCAUUUCCAUAGGAAGGGAGCAUGUGAUCAUGCAGUCCUUAGCCUGCAUCUUGAAGUGCUUUAGUCCACUUUCAUCACAUGAUCUGUAAAUGGGUCUUGAUCUUGGGUCUGAUAACUCAGUGUAUCCAGUGACCAUUCUUCUAGUAGAACUAGACCUGGAAGCUGUAUUGAAUAAUGAUAUGGCAGGCAAAGCAAGAAGAGAGAGGAACUUUACUGAAAUGUGCUAUCUUUCAGAGAUACAACAUGCCUGAUUUUGUACUGAUUCCCAGGGAGGGGAUCUCAAUCUUUUGAUACUUAUUUUUGGACAAUUAUUUAAAAAGAUGGCUGCCACUUUCACAGAGCUAAUGACAACAGAAGGUUUCUUUACUAAUAUUUUGAAAAAACCAAAAGGACUAAAGCUAGAAUUCUGAUGCUGUCUGCCCCAGCUGCAUCCAGCUCCAGCCAAAAUUAAUGGAACUAACAGCACCACAAGCAUCAACUUAUCUCUCUCUACUUUGUGAGUGAAAGCAGCAAGGCGGACAUUGAUCAUAAGGUCUUUCUUGAAUAGCAUGUAGGGGUUGGUCCAUAAUCAGACUCUACAUUAGACAAGUGCUUAUUGGAAGUAUACUAAUUCUCUUCUAAACUUUUCAAAACACCUGUGCAGACUUAGAUGUUCUUUGAGAAGACCCACUGCAAUCAAUGGAACUUAAGUUACUUAAGAUUAACUCUUCCCAUUGAUUUCAGUGAGACCAGUCUAAGUCUGGAUCCAACCCUUAUUUACCACCCUAUACACCUUGGAAGAUGCAAAUGCCACAUAAAAUCAAACUGGGACUUAAGUUAAUAAUCUCCACCAAAUUUCCUUCCUUUUGAAGUGAAUGUUAAGUCUAGUUUCUGUUGCAGCAGGCCAAAUUCAGUAAACCUGGUGGUGGAGACAGAGUCUCUUAGUACCUCUACUAACUGGUUGGAGGUUAACAUGGCCUGAGUUCAGUUUGUCCCAUUUCUGGAUAUAAAACUGACCCAAGUUCAGAGUUCGACAGUCAAAAAGACAAGGCAGCCUUUUGCUGACUGUGCUGUUUAAGAUUUUGAUCUGUGUUUUCACGGAAUGGCAGCUCUAAAUUUUUAUUAGUUUCGCUGUCUAGAAUUUUAAGGUCAUGGCUGAGACAGUACAGUAUUGCAAUCAAGUUAUUGUAGAAAUCUCUUUAAUUGCUAAGAAGGUAUGUGUCUUUAUACAAACUGUAAUAUAUCUGUGUGUUUGUAGGAAACAAAACAAGAAUAGGCCACGUACCCAACAAAGCUAUUUCUUUGUCUAUGUGGAUUUCCAUUUUGCAUUGCAGAAGGUAGGACUGAGUUGAGGGCUGGCCACACAGGCAAGGGCAGCGGACAGCAAGGUUCCACCUUACUAAUGAAGAUGCCAUCACAGAGGGCUUUUGUUUGUGGCUGUUUUAAUGGGAAGUCAAGUGGAGGGGAAAGAAUGACGGGGAGAGCCCAGCAAAAAUUACAUUUCUUUUGGGAGGCCUCCAAAUCCUUUAGUGCUAUUAGUAAUACUGUGUCUUUUAAAAAAAGAUGCGAAGCACUUUUUAAUCUUUUAUUUCAUUCCCUUCCGCAACACCCUUGCCAUCGUACCCCUUGUAUAGGUUGGCAUGACGAGAGGGACUGGAAACGGAAGCCUGACCCAAGUGUAUCCCUCCAUCCACCACCCAGGCUCUCAGCAUUAUAGCUGCUAUGCUCACCUUUGCACUUGGCGUAUGGGCCCGAGGUGCAAAGUCAACUGGUGCCUUGCCAUUAAUGUUGAGAUGCAAGUCUGUGCUGAUGCAGUUAAGAACUCCUAUACAUUUCUAUGGAAGCUCAUCCUGUGCCGGGUUGCUUGGAAGGUGGUCUCUGGCGUUCACUCCUGGGCAAGUGGGCACAGGACUGCAGCCUUAAGAGGCACGCUUGUGUGCACUGCCUUUGGACGGAGUAAGUCUCACUGAACUUGAUCCGACUUCCAGCUCAACUAGCAGGUGUGGGACUAGGCUGAAAAUCUGUGUUCUUUCUCUCCUGCAUUACCAUCCCUAAGAAUUAGGAGCAUUAGAGUGGAAAGAAGCUUAGUCUGGGAGAAAGAUCCUCCCCAAAAGGAAUGUACUUUUUGCUACGUUUUGUAGCACUGUUUACGGUUCCUCCUUGUUUUGUUAUUUAUAAAUUUUAUAUUCAUUGAAUGUAUAUUGUCUUUUAAGGUAAUAAUGUUCACUUUUUAUAGUGUUCUUUUAUUCUAAAACAAUAAAGUGUUUUAUUUCUAUCACA